Messenger RNA from Meriones unguiculatus (Mongolian gerbil), 2566 nucleotides. It is a transcript of the gene Oscp1, whose product is annotated as organic solute carrier partner 1. Gene Ontology annotation, cellular component: cytoplasm; plasma membrane. The transcript has 12 exons. Bases 229 to 1344 code for a protein of 371 amino acids. The record is from RefSeq and is a predicted model, not a curated record. NCBI's taxonomy places the organism in Eukaryota, Metazoa, Chordata, Mammalia, Rodentia, Muridae. Gene Ontology annotation, biological process: transport.
GGUUUCCUGCACCAUGUCUGUGCGGACUCUACCGCUGCUCUUUUUGAACUUAGGUGGAGAGAUGCUUUACGUCCUAGACCAGCGACUGAGGGCCCAGAACAUCCCCGGAGACAAGGCCCGCAAAGUGUCUAUGUAGACCAGGAUGGCCUGGAGCUCACAGAGAUCUGCCUACCUCUGCCUCCUGAGUGCUGGGAUUAAAGAUAUUGGCUAGCACCCCGACCUGGCCCAAUGUAUGUUCUUAUAGCGUUGGAGAACAUGACUUCUGGAGCCUUCCAAGAGGAGCCCCAAGAUGAAUGGACAGAGGUGGACAGAAAACGAGUUCUGAAUGACAUCAUUUCAACCAUGUUCAACAGGAAGUUUAUGGAGGAGCUAUUCAAACCCCAGGAGCUGUACUCCAAGAAGGCCCUGAGGACUGUGUAUGACCGCCUGGCCCAUGCCUCCAUCAUGCGGCUGAACCAGGCCAGCAUGGAUAAGCUCUAUGACUUGAUGACCAUGGCUUUCAAAUAUCAAGUGCUGCUGUGUCCACGCCCCAAGGAUGUGCUGCUGAUCACCUUCAACCACUUAGACUCCAUCAAGGGAUUCAUCCAAGACUCCCCAACCAUCCUGCAUCAAGUAGACGAAACCUUCCGGCAACUGACAGAAGUAUAUGGGAGUCUGUCUGCUGGGGAGUUCCAAAUGAUCCGGCAGACCCUGCUGAUCUUCUUCCAAGACCUGCAUAUCCGAGUGUCCACAUUUCUAAAGGACAAAGUUCAGAAUUCUAACGGUCGCUUUGUGCUGCCAGUGUCUGGGCCUGUUCCCUGGGGAACUGAAGUUCCUGGCGUGAUCAGAAUGUUUAAUGGCAAAGGCGAAGAAGUGGAGAAGAUAGAAUUCAAGCAUGGUGGAAACUACAUCCCUGCAUACAAGGAAGGCUCUUUUGAACUUUAUGGAGACCGAGUCUUGAAACUGGGAACAAACAUGUACAGUGUGAAUCGUCCUGUGGAAACCCACAUGUCUGCAACGUCAAAGGGCUUAGCCUCAACGCAGGAAAACAUUGCUCCAAACCCUCUUGCCAAAGAAGAGCUGAAUUUCUUGGCCAGGCUAAUGGGAGGGAUGGAAAUCAAGAAACCGAGUGGCCCUGAACCAGGAUUCCGGUUGAAUCUGUUUAUGACCGAUGAAGAGGAGGAACACGCAGCACAGUCCAGGCCAGAAGAUUUAUCUUACGAAGUCAUCAACAUACAGGCUACACAGGACCAGCAACGUAACGAGGAGUUGGCCCGGAUCAUGGGGGAAUUUGAGAUCACGGAGCAGCCAGAGCAAAGCGCAAGCAAGGGAGAUGAUCUGCUUGCCAUGAUGGACAGGUUAUAGAAGUACAAAUGGCACUCCUCCCCCUCCUCAAGAGACUGCCUGAUGACCACCCUGGGGAUAGAAGGCUGGGCACCCAAUGUGUGCCUGCUGGAUUCUCCAACUGAGGCCUGCACUUCUGGUCUAUUUUUAUGUCAGAACAAACUGUGAAGAUCUCUCAGCAUCCAUAUGUGUAUUUUCAGCAAAAUAUAUCCUGGCUCUUAAUCCAGACCUUCCCCAUUAUAAUGAAUUUGCUGAUGUUCAUGCAAGUCUCUGGGCCAGAGGCUGAGCCCAAGCCAAUAAGGGGGCAUCGCCAUUAAUUACCAUUGUGGCUUUACCAAGGCUGCUUUUCUGCAUCUCAUAAGUGCCUAUAAGGACAAAAGAGAAACGCCUGAAAUCCCUGCACUGAAGCAGGAGGAUAGGACGUUCCAGGCCAUUUUGGCUGCAUAACAUGUCUCAAAAAAAACAAAACAAAAAAAAAAACAAAACCUGUUGACCAAAAUUUGAUUCCUAGGAAAAAACCUAAUGUGGGGACUGGAGAAAUGGCUCAGAGCACUGGCUGUUCUUCCAGAGGUCUGAGUUCAAUUCCCAGCAACCACAUGGUGGCUCACAACCAUCUAUAAUGGGUUCUUUUGUUGUUGUUGUUGUUUUGGUUUUUUUGUUGUUAUUGUUUGUUGUUUGUGUUUUUUUAACACGGGUUUUUAUGUAGCCCUGGCUGUCCUGGGACUCCAUUUGUAGACCGGGCUGGCCUCAAACUCAGAAAUCUGCCUGCCUCUGCCUCCCAAAUGCUGGGAUGAAGGUGUGUGACACCGCUGCCUGGCUGUGAUGGGUGCUGAUGCCCUCUUCUGGCAUUCAGGCACCCAUCUAGUGUAUUCAUACGUAAAAUACAUUAACCAGUUAAUGUUUAAGAAGCUGAUGUGGUAGCACACAUCUGUAAUCCCAGCACUUCUACAGCAAGACAGGAAGUGGAGACAGGAGGAUGGUCUCGAGGCUUGUGGGCCAGGUCACCUGGGACCUCCACAUGCAUGCCAUGGCAUGCACCAUACACAGAUACACAGACACGCAUACACACACACACACACACACACACACACACUCUAAAAUAAAUGGCUGGCCUUGGUGGCACAUACCAGUAAUCCCAGCACUUAACAGGUAGAAGGAAGAAGAUCAGGAGUUCAAGAGCAGCCUCAGCAACAUAGGUUUGAGACCAGCCUAGACUUAAAAAAAAAAAAAAAAAAAAAGACAA